Fundulus heteroclitus (mummichog) is the source of this 1094-nucleotide messenger RNA. It is a transcript of the gene star2, whose product is annotated as steroidogenic acute regulatory protein 2. Gene Ontology annotation, biological process: steroid biosynthetic process; regulation of steroid biosynthetic process; intracellular cholesterol transport. NCBI's taxonomy places the organism in Eukaryota, Metazoa, Chordata, Actinopteri, Cyprinodontiformes, Fundulidae. Gene Ontology annotation, cellular component: mitochondrion; mitochondrial intermembrane space. The record is from RefSeq and is a predicted model, not a curated record. Gene Ontology annotation, molecular function: cholesterol binding; cholesterol transfer activity.
AGAUGUGAGCAACUCCUUCGUUGCUUCGCUGUCUCUGGCGAAGACAGACAGCAUGCUGCCCGCUGUGGUGAAGCUCUGCUGUGGAAUCUCCUACCCACACGUCAGGAGCAUGUCAGGGCUCCAACGCACGGCUGUAGCGGUGAUAGGCCAGGAGAUCACACACAUGAAGCACUGGGCGCAGAUCAAACAGUGCAUGGGAAGAUAUGCUGAGCCCAGAGCAGAAGUGGCGGUGAGCGAAGAUCAGCUGUUUUACAUGCGACACGGCAAAGAAGCGCUGAGGAAGGCUGUCGGCAUGUUGGAGGACACAGAAGGAUGGAAGGUGGAGAUUAAAGAGGGCAACGGGGAUGUGAUCUCCAGCAAAGUGAUACCUGGGGCUGGGAAGGUCUUCAGGCUGGAGGCAGUCUUGGAGGCCAGCUUGGAUGACCUCUAUGACCUCUUGUUUGUUAGAGUUGAGGACAUGCACCAGUGGAACCCAAGCAUACAGCAUAUCAAAGUUCUAAAACGAGCUGGACCCGAAACAAUCUUGACUCACGAGGUUUCCGCCGAGACCGCGGGGAAUCUGAUCGGCCAAAGGGAUUUCCUGAGCGUCCGGCACAGCUGCAAACAAAAAUCCUGCAUUUACCUCGGAGGAGCAGCGAUUAGGCUGGAGUCAUUCCCACCACAACCUGGCUUCGUGAGGGCUGGCUGCCCAAGUCCAUUGUCAAUCAGGGUUUGCCUCGGGCACAGCUGGAUUUCACAAAACACCUCCGAAAACGUCUUGGUCUGAGAUGACCGAGUCUUCACGACAGUCACUCUUCAGCCGCACCUUGUCCUUGUUCAAAGGAAGGAAAGGGGGGGGGGCUGGCUGCACGGCGACACGCUGCCCUGUUGAACAGAGAUGCUGCCUGGAAGAGAAGACAAUCUUGAGGAAGAGCUAGCAGAGGGGAGAACCAGCCCGGCAGAUGGAAGCUGGAUUAUAAUAGGAAUUAAUGUCAGAUUGUGCCACUUAAACCUCACAGAGAUUUCCUGUAUAAGAGUCACAACUCGUCUCUUGAUACUCGACACCCUGCAAAUGACUGGACAGAACUAAUAAAGUGACUAAAUGUGCGUGUGCA